AUGGCAGCUCCUGUGCUGGGCCCCGAUGCCGGCUACAUCCGCACCGUCUCGGGCCAGCAGAUUCUGGACGAGCUGGACAGCUCCACCCUGGCGCUGCCUUCCGAGCUGUCGGGCGGCCGAGCCCAGGCGCAGAAAUCGCUCCGCAUCCAGCGGCAGGUCCAGCAGACCCUGGCCAGGAAAAGCAAAGGCAACGGUAGUCUGCAUCGGACCACCAGUGUUCCAGAAUAUGUGUAUAAUCUAGAUGCAGUUGAAACAGACUUUGCUUCAAGACCUUUUUUUAGAACUUCAUAUUACAAUUCUCAUCAGACAGGCUCCCAGGCUUGUUAUGAAAAUGGCUGGGGGCCUAGAAUCCUGCCGUAUGACUCGUACAGGACAAUGGAAGAAACAUUUAAAAGGCAGCCCUUGAAGAGAUUAGAGGUUUCUCCUGAUGGCAGCCCUGACAAGCUAGCUUUCUUCCAAAAUGACGUCCAUUACAACAGGGGGCUGGCUAUGCGGUCCAGCGGAAGCCAGAGAACCUGCAUCAUGCCCCCAAGAUAUGCACGCUCCGAGAUUGUUGGCUCGUCAGGCCGCCAUGCUGCAAGUAGAGGGUACAGUAUGCAAAGGCAGUUCUACAUGGGGCCUACUAAUGAAACUGUGGUUGACAGUGUCCCUACCAGCCCAGGAGCGCCCAUCUAUGCGCGCAUUAGGAACAGUAGAAGCAUGACGAACCUCAUUGAGAAAGGGGGUUACCUGAAUUCUGGUUCUGCCACGGGACAGGUCAGAACUCCCAUUGCUUCUCAAAUUGGACCUCAGUCUCUGAGGUCCAGCUGGCAUCAAACUACCUUCACGUCACAGGGCACAAGGGAGGCCUCUCAGCCGGCUUCGAUCAGCAGCACUACAGCGGAAGCGGGGAGGAAGAAGAUGGCAGUGACAGCCGCUAUGGCAGCCGCAGCGGGAAACGGUUCCAUAGCACAAGAAAAGGUCGUCACCACCGCAUCUCAGCUCGGGAAUCCAACAGGGGAGAUGACUCUGGAGCGUGCGGUAAAUAUAUUACAGACAGAAAACGCCUUGUCCCCUCUCGUCCUCGCAGCAAUUGUUUUUAUACAGCACGAGAGCUUCCAGAGAGCUGAAGCCAGAAGGAGAGUUUAUUCUCUAGGUGGUAUUAACAAGCUUCUGGAACUUCUGAAUGUACAGAAUGUGGAAGUUCAAAGGGCAACAUGCGGUGCUUUGAGGAACCUGGUAUAUGAAGACAAUGACAACAAACUAGAAGUGUCAGAGCAGAGAGGUAUCUCUGUCUUACUGAGGUUAUUACAGCAAACCAGAGAUGUGGAGACUAAAAAACAAAUUACAGGUUUGUUAUGGAACCUGUCCUCCAAUGAUCAACUGAAGAACUUGUUGGUCCGAGAGGCCCUGCAACCAUUGACAGAAACUGUUCUCAUCCCUUAUUCGGGCUGGCCAGACAGAGAUUAUCCAAAAUCAAGCGUUGUACCUGAUCCUGAUAUUUUCUACAAUGCAACAGGUUGCCUGAGAAACAUGAGCUCUUCUGGCCCUGAGGGGAGGAAAAAGAUGAGAGAAUGUAAUGGGCUGAUUGAAUCACUCGUGUACUAUAUCCAAGGAACCACUGCGGACCACCAACCAGAUGAUAAGGCCACAGAGAACUGUGUGUGCACUCUUCAUAAUCUCUCCUACCAAUUAGAGUCUGAGCUCCCUAGCAGUUACACCCAGACUAUCUACAUGCAAAGGAGAAAUGUCCCUUCCAACGACAACCCCAUUGGAUGCUUCGGAACAAGGAGCAGGAAAGCCAAAGAGAGGCAACAGGACCUGCCGCUGCCUGAGGAAAAGAGCGUCCCCAGAGGUGUGGAAACACUCUGGCAUUCCACCCUGAUCAGGAUAUAUCUGUCCUUAAUAGCAAAAAGCACAAGGAACUAUACUCAGGAAGCAUCCCUGGGAGCGCUACAGAACCUCACGGCUGGCAGUGGACCAAUGCCAUUUGGGGUAGCCCAAAUCAUUAUCAAGAAGGCAAAUGGCCUCCCAAUCAUUCGGAACAUGCUGUAUGUGAGCAGCUCAAGCGUUACCAAGACGGCGGUCUCCCUGCUGAGGAACUUGUCUCGUAACACCUCCCUGCAAAAUGAAAUUGCAAGAGAGGUCUUGCCUGAUUUGGUUUCCAUACUUCCGGAUUCUGCCCCGACAUCUGAGGUGGCCAAUGAGACUACAGCAUCUGCUUGCUAUGCUUUAUACAACCUGACUCAGAGCAGCUCCCAGAAUGCUCGGCUUCUCUUGAACUCUGAUGGCAUCUCUAAGGUUAUGAACAUCAGCACAAGUGACAGCAAAGCUGGUAAAGCUGCUUCCAUCCUCAUGUAUUCUUUAUGGUCUCACGCUGACCUCCACAAUGCCUACAAAAAGGCUAACUUUAAGAAGACCGAUUUCAUCAAUAACCGGACAUUAAGAGCCUACAAUUCACUGAAAGACUGAAAAGCGGGCUACAAGGACCUUCGGGACUGAUGAGACUGUAUGGAAAUUGGUGCAGCCAUACCUUCCACAUCGAUUCACCAGCAAGAACUGUGCAGCAUCUUCCAAGGGAGACUGGUUUUAUAUUUACAAUGGAUGACUAGGAGAAAGUGUGCACACACACGCACCCAUUAUCUGCCUUAUGCCACUGCUUCUCGCUCCUUUUGAACUCAAGGCUCAUUUGCAAAUCUUGAGGCAACCAAAGUUGCAACUAAUAAAUAAUUUUAGUAUGAAGUCUGAUCCUAACAACAAUUUUACACAUUAUAUCGACCCAGUCUGGGACAACCAGCCUUUGGACAUCAAUAUCGCUGUUUUGUAUUAUGAGAAACUAAUAACCAAAGAAGAUGGAAGUUGGGAAUUCCUGUUGAACCUUUUUGUGUGUUUUGUUUUUGCUAAACUUUCUACUAAUCAGUGCUUCAUGCAAAACUGCCUCUAGUCUACAGGCAUUUCUGCCAAUCUUUUGAAUAUGAAUAUGCAAGCCGAUUUUCUAUAGACUCAUCUUGAAACAAGAGAUUUUUCCGGCUUGUAAUUUUUUAGCAUAAUGCUCCAGUUGUCAUUGUCUCAUCCAUGUGUGUUUGCCAAACCCUAAUUUUCUAGCAAGGUGGAAUUGAAAGAAUGUACUGAAUGAAUUAUUUUUAAAAUGACCACAAACUUGAGAUUAGCUUUCUGUAUUUAUUUUAGACAUCCUCACCGUGAGUUCACUAGAGCACAAGACUUUUCAGCUUGAAGAUUCAAGCAAGGCAAAAUUGCUACUUUACAUUACGUUUGCCUUAUGAUUAUUUCUUCCCUUUUACUUAGGGUUAACAGCUGACCAGAAAAAUAAAAUA
Elgaria multicarinata webbii is the source of this 3314-nucleotide messenger RNA. It is a transcript of the gene PKP2, whose product is annotated as plakophilin 2. Gene Ontology annotation, cellular component: adherens junction; nucleus; intercalated disc. Lineage: Eukaryota; Metazoa; Chordata; Lepidosauria; Squamata; Anguidae. Gene Ontology annotation, biological process: desmosome organization; cell-cell adhesion; protein localization to plasma membrane. The record is from RefSeq and is a predicted model, not a curated record. Gene Ontology annotation, molecular function: molecular adaptor activity; protein kinase C binding; alpha-catenin binding. The transcript has 13 exons. The coding region runs from base 1 to 2451 and encodes 816 amino acids.